AUGAAAAAAUCAAAUAUUUUUAAUAAAAUAUUAUUGCUUGCAAUUAUUAUUUGUUCUUUAGAAUACCACCAAAAUGAAUUAUACAAUAUAAACGAGAUAAACAUAUAUCCUCAAAGGAAUGCAAUAAAUUUUGGAAAUGGUAGAAUAUUAGCAUAUACAAAAAAACCGAUAGACUUAAAUUAUUUUUAUGAAUCAGUUUUAACUCUUAACGGUCAAACAGAAGAUGAGUAUAGCGAUGAAGAAAUAUUAAAUCUUCAAGAUAUUGACAAGUCAUAUAUAAAUGAUUUGAAAAAUAAUAAGUUAGAGAAUUUAAAAAUUACAAUUUCGAAAACAAAUAAUUUGGUUAAUGAAACUAUGAAUGAUAUAUCAGAAACAAUGAAAUGUGAUGAUGAUAAAAAUAAACGUCAAUUGGAAUCCCAAAAAAUACCUGAUAAUGAAAUAUUCAACAUAUUAGGAGAUAAUAUGGAUAAUAAAAAUGAAGAUUAUUUUUUUCUCAGUAGGCAUCUAGAAAGUUUUAAGUUAUUUCUAGAUGAUAGCUUUAUGACAAAUAUUGAUUAUAAAAAAAUUGAAAGGGAAUAUAAUAUUUUAUUUACAAACAGUGCAUUUAACAAAUUACUACGUAAACAUAUUAAUAAAAGUAUAGCUAGAAAUGCAGCAAAUGUCAUAUUAUGGAAUUUGUCAAUCGCAAUUUUGUCUGCACAAAUUAGUUUUGGAUUCUUGUUAUUAUUCCCUGUAUCUAUGGUAGAUUUUAAGAUUAAAUAUAAUCAGCUCAGAAAAUUACAUAAAAUAAGAAAAAUAAUGAAAAAAUAUUCCCGCUAA
Molecule: messenger RNA, 819 nt
Organism: Plasmodium berghei ANKA
Lineage: Eukaryota; Apicomplexa; Aconoidasida; Haemosporida; Plasmodiidae
Product: fam-b protein
Exons: 2
Coding region: 1-819 (272 amino acids)
Source: RefSeq, a predicted model, not a curated record